AUUCACCUGCGUUACUAGUGUGGGGAAGCCAUGUGAGAGCUGGGAGUUAGUAGCUAAAAACAUUUAUUUAUUUGUGUUAUUAACCGCUGUACAAGCCUACAGACAGCACUGGGAAGGGAAAGCUCUGACUUUUAGAGAUGACAGCGCAGGAGGUGCGUUUGUGCGGGCUGCUGCUGCAGGAGCACUUUGGGGAGGUGGUGGAGAAGGUUGGGACGGAGCUCCUGAGGAGUGGAGCUCUAAACCUGCGAGCUUUAGCCCAUCAAACCAGCAUCCCACUCGACCUGGUGAAGAAGUCUCUGUGUGUGCUGGCUCAGCACGGUAUGUGCGUGUUCGGCCCGGGCCGGCGGGGUCCCGGGGGUCCGGUGGAGUACAUGGUUAAUAGCGAGCGAAUUCUCUACAUGCUGCGCUACCCGCGAUACAUCUACACUGCCAAGAGUCUGUACGGGGACACCGGAGAGCUGGUGAUCGAGGAGAUACUGCAGAGGGGUCAGAUGACCAUGAGCAGUACAGUCAAGACUGUGGCGGACAGGCUGACCCACAGCAUGGAGGAUGGUCAGAGUAUGGAGUACAGUGAGGUCAUCACUGCCUUCACCCGCUUGGUGGAGACUCAUUUCCUACAGCGCUGCCCCCCGAUGGACAGUGCGGGAGCAGCAGGAAGAACAUCUUCAGCGGUUUCAGAGUCUCCCGCUCCUGCUGCUGCUGCUCCGCCUGCUCCGCCUGCUCAACCAGAGAGCUACCCAGACUGCUAUAAAAUACCACAGAUCCACCUCACCGGUCGGGGGAAACGCAGGCGGUCAAGUGAAGACGGUGAUGCAGAUGAAAGAGGAGCAAAGAAGGCCAGAGUGGACAGUGCAGAGGUGUGUGGUGAUGAGGGGAUUUAUUGGCAGGUGAAUUUUGAGCGGUUUCAUCUACAUUUCAGACAUCAGGCCAUCAUCAGCGCUGUGGCCUCCAAACUGGACCAGACAAGCAGUGAAAUCGUGAGGACCAUGCUGCGGCUGAGUGAAGUGACCACACCAGCUAACGCUGCGUACACACAGGCGCUCUCAGCUAACGAGAUCUUUCGAGCUCUGCCUGCCAGCUACAACAUCGGCAGACCCAUUCUGGACCAGUAUCUCACCCUGCUGGUGGACGAUCCGAUGGAGUUUGUGAGUAAGACGGGUGACAGCGGAGGAGGAAUGUAUGUCGUCAAUUUGCACCGAGCAUUGGCCAACCUGGCCAGAGCUACGCUGGAGUCUGUGGUCCAGGAAAGAUUCGGUUCACGGUCGGCCCGAAUCUUCCGCCUGUUGUUGCGGAAACGGCACCUGGAGCAGAAGCAGGUGGAGGAUUUUGCUAUGAUUCCAGCAAAGGAGGCCAAAGACAUGCUGUACACAUUGCUGUCCGAAAACCUCGUCCAGCUACAGGAAAUCCCGAAGACCCCUGACUACGCCCCCUCCCGCACCUUCUACCUCUACACUGUUAACCAGCUGCCCACUGCAAGACUGCUGCUGCAGAACUGCUACAAGGCGGUGGGGAACCUGAUAGAGAGGAGACUGUUCGAGACCAAAGAGAACAAGCGUCAUUUGGAGAAAUCUCAGCGAAUAGAGGCGAUCCUGGCGUCGCUGCAGGCCAGCGGGGCGGACACUGCUCAGCUGACUGAAGUGGAGGAGAUGAUCACACCGCCGGAGAGGCAGCAGCUAGAGGCCCUGCGGCAUCACAUCAACAAGUUGGACUCGAGUGAGAAUCAGGUGGAUGAGACUAUAUUCCUGUUGGAGUCUUACAUCAGUUCUACUUCGUCUUCACGUUGAUGGCACAGCGGAUCUUUUAUUUGGGUCGUUCUGCUUCCUGAUAGUGCUGUAUGAGUGUGUGUGGAUGUGAGGAGAACAUUUUGAUUUUCGUUAUGAAUCUGUAUUUGUUUAGGUGUUUAUUAAAAGUGAAUCAGUGUGCA
Colossoma macropomum (tambaqui) is the source of this 1924-nucleotide messenger RNA. It is a transcript of the gene polr3c, whose product is annotated as polymerase (RNA) III (DNA directed) polypeptide C. The transcript has 15 exons. Gene Ontology annotation, cellular component: RNA polymerase III complex. Lineage: Eukaryota; Metazoa; Chordata; Actinopteri; Characiformes; Serrasalmidae. Gene Ontology annotation, molecular function: single-stranded DNA binding. The record is from RefSeq and is a predicted model, not a curated record. Gene Ontology annotation, biological process: DNA-templated transcription. Bases 138 to 1784 code for a protein of 548 amino acids.